Messenger RNA from Serendipita indica DSM 11827, 1728 nucleotides. The record is from the annotation of a GenBank genome assembly. Lineage: Eukaryota; Fungi; Basidiomycota; Agaricomycetes; Sebacinales; Serendipitaceae.
AUGCCAUUUUCGUCGUCAUGGUCGACAGACAGGGCACUUGUACAGCGCUAUGCGGCUUCUAGGGGUCAAGUAGACGCCACACCCGAGCUAGAAGAUGCCUGGCACUCCCCAACAAGUCCCUCUUCCCCCUUUCCCGGAGGAGAAGACCGCCCACUUCUUACUUCUCGUAUAUCACCAGCAGUAAAUCAUGUCUCUUCGGCCGGGAAAUGGGCACAAGACAGCGAUAAUGACCACUCACGACCAACGCCGACAAUAAAUGUGACUGAAUCAACACCUCUGAUUCCCCAUGAACCCUCUGGAGGGUCUGCUAGGCCGGGAGAUCGUCAGGAGUGGUGGAGCGAAGUUCGAACAUUGUGUGCUUUCACUUUGCCAGUGUUAGGCACUCAUAUCUGUGAAUAUUCCUUAUCUAUUGCACCCGUCAUCUCUACCGGGCAUAUUUCGACAGAGGCCUUGGCUGCAGUCACUCUUGGGACAAUGACUGCGUCAGUCACGGGCUUCUCCAUCAUCAUAGGAUUCAGCACGGCCCUAGAUACGAUGCUUCCAUCUGCGUGGACAUCCGGGACACCUUCUCUAGUUGGACUAUGGACCCUUCGCAUGUUCGUUUUGAUGACUGCUAUUCUGAUUCCCAUUGCAAUGUUAUGGCUGAAUGCCGAAGUAAUAUUGCUGGCGUUACGUCAAGAGCCGGAGAUUGCCAAACUAGCAGGCAUUUAUCUACGUUGGUUUAUGCUUGGACUACCAGCCUAUGCCUUCAACGCUAUCGCGUUUCUUCCAGUCACAAGAGAAGGGCUCUUCAGUGCACCAACCCGAAUUGUGGUCAUCGUUGCUCCGAUCAAUAUACUGCUCAACUGGCUUCUCGUUUGGGGGCCAGAUUGGAUCCGCCUGGGCUUCAUUGGCGCGCCAAUUGCGACAGCAAUCUCUCUAAAUCUGACAUCUUGUCUUUACACAUUCUAUGGGCUCUGGUUCACAUCCAAGGUUGCGUGGCAUCCCGUGAACAAAGAGUGCCUGCACGACCUUCGUCGCCUCUUCAGGUUGGGUUUUGCAGGCGUUGCACAAAUCGCAGCUGAGUGGUGGUCAUGGGAACUCUGCGGAUUGGUCGCUAGCCAAAUUGGCUCCCUGGAGCUGGCUGUCCAGUCUGUCUUGCUUGUUUCCGCGUCGACUUCGUAUCAAGCACCUUACGCUCUCAGCUCUGCUACAUCGGUCAGGGUCGGAAAUAUGCUCGGUGCUCGAAAUGCUAGGGGAGCUGCCCUUGCCACUCGUGUCUCGAUAUUCCUUUCCUUUAUUGUGGCAUUGCUAAUGAGCGCUGUAUUCUUAUUGUUCCGCAAGAACUGGGCAUACAUGUUCAACGAUGAUCCUUACGUCGUCAAGGAAGUCGCUCACAUCCUUCCCCUCGUUGCCUUGUUCCAAAUUUUUGAUGGGCUCGGGGCAAUCACCGGAGCAAUCCUACGUGCUCUUGGUAAACAAGAUAUUGGUGCCAUGCUAAGUCUUGUCGGAUACUAUGCAUUCGGGAUCCCGCUUGGUAUUGUUCUUGCCUUUAAAGCAGGGCUAGGUCUCGAGGGUCUCUGGGUCGGACUGACGCUGGCGCUCGUCUUUGUUGGGGUCACUGGGCUCUACAUUUGUACCAUUCGCACAAACUGGGAGACUGAGGUGCACAAAGCCAUGGUUCGCUUGGGACACGAGCAAGAGGAACCACCACGGAAUACAACCACAACAUCGAAUGUUGUUCCAUAG